Molecule: messenger RNA, 3007 nt
Organism: Rhodamnia argentea
Lineage: Eukaryota; Viridiplantae; Streptophyta; Magnoliopsida; Myrtales; Myrtaceae
Product: G-type lectin S-receptor-like serine/threonine-protein kinase SD2-5
Exons: 1
Coding region: 339-2825 (828 amino acids)
Biological process (GO): protein phosphorylation
Molecular function (GO): ATP binding; protein serine/threonine kinase activity
Source: RefSeq, a predicted model, not a curated record
CUUAUGCAGCUAUUUUAUUGGAUAAUGACAGAAAAAUUUCCCAGGAAAAUGUACCCUCUCUGUAUUGACAUUGAUAGCGAAUGGUAGGUGAUCUUUCUAUUUCUUCUGGCCUACUUGGUGAGUCCAAAGAUGCCCCACACUCUCUGGAAACUUCAACAUUUCUGUAUUCAUGGCGACGACCCGAAGAUGAAAUUCUAAACCAUGUAAAAGGAGUAGGGAGGAGAAGACAUUGAAAAACUGUUGCGCUCAAUGGAAUCAUCCUGUCGUUCCUGAAUUCGUGACUAUCGCUCCGUCGCAGAUAAUAUAUCGCCAGAGGCAUUACUUGCACAAAACCCCAAAUGGUCUCUGGUCGAAUGAUUUCUUCCUGUUUCUGUGCUCCUUCUCCGAGUCUCCUCCUCCUUCCGGUCCUCCUUCUGGUCCUCCUUCCAUUACUAACUAUCGCCGAAUCCUGGAAUGGACCUUCAUCGGUUAGUCUUCCUGCUGUGUGGACUGCUGGUAGACCUUACGACUACAAUCUAACUGGAGCUGACCUCCCGGUAAGCAUCAAGAUCGUGCUUUACAGGCAAAACUCAGGACCAAGUUUCUUUUAUGGCUUCACAUGCUAUUAUGAAAGUGACUGCUACUUUGGCCUGUUCAUUUUCCAAUUGAUUGAGGACAUGAAAAGCAUCCGGCCAGUGAUCGUGUGGUCGGCCAACCAUGGUAAAUCCAUGAAGGACACCGCCCAGCUGCUACUCACUGAGGAGGGCGAUUUAGUCUUACAGGGCGGCGAUGGAAACAAGAUUUGGUCCACGGAUACCGCUGGAAAGCGUAGGUCAGCGGUGGGGUUAAACUUGACUGAAACGGGAAACGUCGUGCUCUAUGAUAGAAGCAAUGCCAUCAUUUGGCAGUCUUUCGAUCACCCUGCAGAUUGUUUACUUCCUGGACAGGUGCUACAUCCUGGAAUGAGACUAACGUCACCCGGGCCAGAUGGGAGGGCACUGACCUACACGUUCACCGUUGAGGAUCGCAUAGGCUUUGUUGCAUCUGUAACAACACCCAGUUCUCCCCAAACUUACUACAGAACGAGUGAUGUAAGCAAGAUGACAAGCAACAUCGGACAGGUUGUGGCACUUUACAUGAAUGGAAGCUUCGGUGAGUUUGAUCUUCCCGCCACAUCAUUAGCUCAGUUUAUCAUGCUGGAGUCUGAUGGGCAUCUGAGGCUUUACGUUCAUGAUGGGAGCUAUAGAUGGAAUAAGGAGGAUCUUCUUGAGGGUAGGAUCAGCGAUUGUGGUUAUCCACUGGUGUGUGGGAAUUAUGGCAUUUGUUCAGAUACGUCUAUAGGCCCUCAAUGUGAUUGUCCAAGUGAGACAGGGCAUUUCAAGCAAAUUGAAGAGCGGCAACCGGCUAAGGGUUGCAAUGUCAGCAUGUCUAUCUCUUGCGAUUCUCCGAAUCAUGAUUUUGCAGCAAUUGAUAAUAUCUACUACUUUGCUUUUUCUUAUGUUCUUCAUGCCGACAUCUCAAACACAACAGUAGAGAUUUGCAAGGAAGCUUGUUUGAGUAAAGGGUGCUCAUGCACAAUGGCACUAUUUCUCAAUGAAACAGCUUUCUUAGGUGGAGACUGCUAUUUGUUAUCAGAUUCAUAUUCGUUGAUGGAUAACACUUACAAGGGCCUUACCCCUAAGGCCUUAGCAUUGAUUAAAGUCGACAAUGCUUCAGGAAGGGGAAGGGCAAGGGGAAAGAGACGGACUAUGAUCAUACUAGGGACUACUGUUGGAGUCGUCUUGAUGUGUUUAGUUAGCAUAUGUUGCAUUUUUGUCCGAUGUAAGGUAAAAGCAGAUGAUGUCGAAGAUGAUGAUCCAGACUUACCGAGGCUGCAGAUAACUCGAUUCCCUUAUGAGGACUUGAAGGCCAUGACCGGAGAUUUCACCAUCAAGCUAGGGGAAGGAGGAUUUGGCUCGGUGUUUCUAGGAACUUUACCCAGCGGCAUUAGGAUUGCUGUCAAGCGCCUUGAUGGUUUUGGUCAAAUAAAGAAGUCAUUCUUGGUUGAGGCUGGAACCAUUGGCACUAUCCAUCAUGUCAAUCUGGUAAGACUACUUGGAUUUUGUGCUGAAAAAUCACAUAGGCUUUUAGUAUACGAGUACAUGUGCAAUGGUUCUCUUGAUAAGUGGAUCUUCCAUAAAGAUCUAGAGUUCAACAUCUGUUGGCAAGUGAGGAGAAAGAUUAUCCUCGACGUCGCAAAAGGACUAGCCUAUCUCCAUGAGGAAUGCCAUCAAAAAAUAAUUCAUUUAGACAUCAAACCCCAAAAUAUACUGCUGGAUGAACAUUUCAAUGCAAAGCUCGCUGAUUUUGGGAUGUCAAAGCUAAUUGACAAGGAUCAAAGCCAUGUCAUGACUACCAUGCGAGGAACACCAGGUUACCUUGCUCCAGAAUGGCUAAGCUCUAUUAUCACGGAAAAGGUAGAUGUGUACAGUUUUGGCAUUGUGAUGUUGGAAGUCUUAUGUGGGAGGAAAAAUGUGGACCGCUCUUUGCCAAGUGAUGAAGUGCAUAUGUUGACCCUUUUCAAGGGAAAAGCAGAACGAGAACAACUACUGGACAUGGUUGAUAAGUCCAUUGGUGACAUGCAACUGCACGUCCAAGAAGCUGUCAAGAUGAUGAAAAUCGCAGCAUGGUGUUUGCAAGAUGAUUAUAGCAACAGGCCUUCCAUGUCUGCAGUGGUUAAAUGCUUGGAGGGCUUAGUUAGUAUAGAUAGCUCAAGUUAUAGCUUCUCAGUUCCUCCCAGUGACAGCAAGCAGAUUGUUGAGGAAGUUACUCAACUAUCAGCAUUGCAAUUAUCAGGUCCUAGGUGAAGAAAACUAGUCUCCAACUUAAUCUCUGAGGCUUCGAUGGAGAGACCGAUUUGAUAGUGCUGAGCUUCUCAGUUCACUCAGAUCACAGCGAACACAUUGUCAAACAAUUUAACGAGCUAGUGUCACAAUCAUCGGGUGAGCAGAACUUGUUUGUCAUUGCAUUAUUAAACUUUCGCCAUCAA